AUGUCUGGCUCCUACGAUGAGGCCUCGCUCGCUCCAGAGGAGACCACCGACAGCUUCUGGGAGGUGGGGAACUACAAGCGGACGGUGAAGCGCAUCGAUGACGGGCACCGGCUGUGCAACGACCUGAUGAACUGCGUGCAGGAGCGCGCCAAGAUCGAGAAGGCGUAUGCGCAGCAGCUCACCGACUGGGCCAAGCGCUGGCGCCAGCUCAUCGAGAAAGGCCCACAGUAUGGCAGCCUGGAACGGGCCUGGGGUGCCAUGAUGACGGAGGCGGACAAGGUGAGCGAACUGCACCAGGAGGUGAAGAACAGCCUGCUGAACGAGGACCUGGAGAAGGUCAAGAACUGGCAGAAGGAUGCCUAUCACAAGCAGAUCAUGGGCGGCUUCAAGGAGACCAAGGAGGCUGAAGACGGCUUCCGCAAGGCCCAGAAGCCCUGGGCCAAGAAGAUGAAGGAGCUAGAGGCAGCCAAGAAGGCCUACCAUCUGGCCUGCAAAGAGGAGAAGCUGGCCAUGACCCGGGAGAUGAAUAGCAAGACGGAGCAGUCGGUGACACCUGAGCAGCAGAAGAAGCUGCAGGACAAAGUGGACAAGUGCAAGCAGGAUGUGCAGAAGACACAGGAGAAGUAUGAGAAGGUGCUGGAUGACGUGGGCAAGACCACACCCCAGUACAUGGAGGUCAUGGAGCAGGUGUUUGAACAGUGCCAGCAAUUUGAGGAAAGGAGGCUGGUCUUCCUCAAGGAGGUGCUGCUAGACAUCAAACGUCACCUCAACCUAGCUGAGAAUAGCAGCUAUGUUCAAGUGUACCGCGAGCUGGAGCAGGCCAUCCGGGGGGCCGACGCCCAGGACGACCUCAGAUGGUUCCGCAGCACCAGCGGCCCUGGCAUGCCCAUGAAUUGGCCUCAGUUUGAGGAGUGGAACCCAGACCUCCCGCACACCACCACCAAGAAGGAGAAACAGCCCAAGAAGGCAGAGGGGGUAGUGCUGACCAAUGCUGCUGGGAUGGUGGAGUCCACAUCCCAGGCUGGGGACCGCCACUCAUGCUGGGUCCUCUCUCUGCCUCUCAGUGUUAGCAGCUACGACAGGGGCCAGACUUACGCCACUGAGUGGUCGGACGACGAGAGCGGGAAUCCAUUUGGGGGAAAUGAAGCCAACGGGGGCGCCAACCCCUUCGAUGAAGACGCCAAGGGAGUGCGUGUGCGGGCGCUCUACGACUACGACGGCCAGGAGCAGGACGAGCUCAGCUUCAAGGCUGGAGAUGAGCUCACCAAGCUUGGCGAGGAGGACGAGCAGGGCUGGUGCCGCGGGCGGCUGGACAGCGGGCAGCUGGGCCUCUAUCCCGCCAACUACGUGGAGGCCAUCUAGCUACCCUGCUCCCCUCCACGUCACCCCCACUCCUCACCCACCGCCUCCCCUCCCUGCCCACUCUUGUCCUCCUCCCCUCGCCAUAGAGUUCCAGACAUAUUUUCCAAUCAAGCUUUUAUUUUUUUAAAAGUCAA
Lagenorhynchus albirostris (white-beaked dolphin) is the source of this 1496-nucleotide messenger RNA. RefSeq names its product protein kinase C and casein kinase substrate in neurons 1 (gene PACSIN1). Lineage: Eukaryota; Metazoa; Chordata; Mammalia; Artiodactyla; Delphinidae. The record is from RefSeq and is a predicted model, not a curated record. Gene Ontology annotation, molecular function: protein binding; phospholipid binding. The transcript is spliced from 9 exons. Gene Ontology annotation, biological process: positive regulation of dendrite development; neuron development; cytoskeleton organization. Gene Ontology annotation, cellular component: endosome; plasma membrane; cytoplasm. The coding region runs from base 1 to 1362 and encodes 453 amino acids.